GGCGAUUUUUUCCUCGGAAAUAUACAGUAAUCAGACGUUUAUAUCAGUCAAAAUAAAGAUGACGUCUGAAGUUGAAGAAACAUUAAAAAGAAUUCAGUCUCAUAAAGGAGUAGUCGGUGUUAUUGUUACCAAUAGCGAAGGUGUUCCUAUUAAAACAUCUUUAGAUAAUACGACUACAACUCAGUAUGCUGGUCUUAUGACGCAACUUGUGGAGAGAGCAAGAAACACCGUAAGAGAGAUCGAUCCCACAAACGAUCUUACAUUUCUUCGAAUCCGUUCAAAAAAGAAUGAAAUUAUGAUUGCACCAGAUAAAGAAUACCUCCUUAUUGUUAUCCAGAAUCCAUCAGAAUAGCUAACAUUGUGAGCCUGUAAGGUGUACAUGAUUAAAAUAUUUAAUUACAAAAUAUCUUUUUCUAAGUAUCAAAAUUAUAUAUUGUUAAUGCACUCGAGUCUACAAAUUUUGACUAAUGUAUUUAAAUGUCAUAAGAAUAAUUUCUCACUUAAAAAUUUGAUAUCAUAAUAAAUUAAAUGCUGGAACUGAUGCUGACAGGAAACUUGCGAUACGGUUCUGAUAAAAACACAUGUAUGGUUAUGUCUUGUUUUGUAUUAUGAAAUAUAAUUUGUAUUUUUAUUAAUAAUUAUAUAUAAUUUAUAUAAUAUUUCAAUAACCAUCGGCUGAAUUUUUAUCCAAGAAAUGUUUUGAAUAUCUAGAUUAAAAAACUGUGUUUAAAAAAUUAUAAUAGAUUGAUUAAAAAUUAAUUUUGCUGUAAAUCACUAGGUAGAUAGAAUAAACGAACAGUUAUUUAUUGUGACAUAGUCACAAUGCGGAGCUGCAAUUUUUAA
This is a messenger RNA of Centruroides sculpturatus (bark scorpion), 843 nucleotides long. It is a transcript of the gene robl, whose product is annotated as dynein light chain roadblock-type 2-like. The transcript is spliced from 4 exons. Gene Ontology annotation, biological process: microtubule-based movement. Gene Ontology annotation, cellular component: centrosome; cytoplasmic dynein complex; cytoplasm. Lineage: Eukaryota; Metazoa; Arthropoda; Arachnida; Scorpiones; Buthidae. The coding region runs from base 59 to 352 and encodes 97 amino acids. Gene Ontology annotation, molecular function: dynein intermediate chain binding. The record is from RefSeq and is a predicted model, not a curated record.